Molecule: messenger RNA, 6130 nt
Organism: Aspergillus calidoustus
Lineage: Eukaryota; Fungi; Ascomycota; Eurotiomycetes; Eurotiales; Aspergillaceae
Source: the annotation of a GenBank genome assembly
AUGGAGGAAGACGACUUUGUGGUGGUUGACACCAACGAGGCCCCCUCGUCUAUCGAAAUCCCCCCUGAACUGGCUGCAACCACAAAAUGGCUUGAGCCAACAGCCUACAUUGGUGAAUCCAGUGAGCUCCAGCAGCACCUGAACUGGCUGGUCCCAGGAACAGGCGAAUGGAUCGAGCAGACGACCGAAUUUCGUCAAUGGCAGACCUCCUCAUCCCAGGGCGCUCUCUGGAUCAAGGCCAUUGCCGGAGCGGGAAAGAGCGUUCUUGUUGCCCGUCUUGUGUCGCUCCUCCAGCAACAGGGCAAGGCGCAGGGCAUCCCCGUCCUGUUCUUCUUCUUUCGCCAAAUUGUCGUGGCAAACCAUGGGCCUGAUUCUCUGGUUCGUGACUGGCUUGCUCAGUUACUCCCUUAUUCCCCAUCGCUGCAGGAAACACUCAAAGAUCUCCGAACGCGUACCAGUCGCGUCCACGAGGUGGCCUUUAACGAGUUGUGGCACAUUCUCCUCGACACACUUGGCUCGCUCAAACAGGUCUACUGUGUUGUGGAUGCUCUUGACGAGCUAGACACAAACCACACCUCGGACUUUUUACCUCGUCUAGUCGCUCUGGGCCAGCUUGCACCGGACCGAGUCAACCUGGUGAUGUCCAGCCGUCCGCUACCCCAUAUUCAAAAGGCCCUGAACGACCCCACUGUUCUCGAGAUCCGACUGGAGAACAAUCAGGUGAAUAAGGACAUUGCCAUCUUUGUCGACUAUCGCUUGCGCCAGGCUCAGCCCAACCUCAGCGAACGUGUGUUGGCGGACAUCAAACAGGCUGUCGGCAACCGCGUACACCCUUCUUUCUUGUACGCACGGUUGCUGCUCAACGAGCUUCUCGAAAAGCAUUCUGCAGAGGACUGGUCAGAUGACUCUGUUCGGCAGUCACUCGUCUCCAUCCCGGCCUCUCUCGAAGACCUCUAUACCCACAUGCUAGCCGAACAUUCUCGAAAAGCCUCAGUCCCUGAAGACCGCCAAGUCCUAAUCUUGAAGCUCGUCACCCAUGCGACUCGGCCCCUGCGCCUCCUUGAGAUAGCCACUGUUCUUGACUUUCUCUCUAUGGGCAGCGGGUCGGAGGAUACCUACCCCGACACGAAAGCAAUGGCUCGCAUGUCCUGUGGGCCCCUCUUGGAGAUCCUAGAGGACGAGACCGUUGCGAUCAUUCAUCAUUCGCUCACAGAGUUUCUGACGGAUCCAGCCAGAAUAGACGCCGGACUGCAGGCAUUCCCCGUGAUUGAUUCUUUGGAGACCCAUCGACUGAUUGCCGAGAUAUGCUUAAAAUAUCUGUCCGCAGCAGGGCUUUCGGAGUGCAAUAAAAAAGAUUCCGAGCUUCCUAAAGACCUUAAACGCGCGCAAAUGAAGCACCCGUUCACUGAUUAUGCUGCGAAGACCUGGUUCGAUCACACGCGUCGCAUACCGGAACUCGAUGAAGAUUUCCUGGCUCUUCUGGCUGAUUUGAUGCGCCCUGAGAGUACCACAUUCUCUGCUUGGAUAAGUACGGUGAUGAAGCUCAAGGACUUUGAAGUGCCUACAGUAACACCCAUCCACGCCGCUGCAUGGGCAGGAAUGGCCAAUUAUGUCGAAACGCUGUUGGCCACUGGCAUAGACCCCAAUGUUUCCACCAAGCUUGAGACAACGCCUCUUGCCAUGGCCGCCCAAAAUGGACAUGCAGAAGUAGUCAAACUUCUCCUUCGCCACGGCGCGGCUCCGGAUGAGCCGGACUUUUAUGGCAUGAAGCCGCUACACUAUGCGGCUCGGGCUAACCACCAUGCCGUUGUUCAAGCUCUCAUGGAUGUCAAUGUAAGCCCAACAACGCCCAAGACCAGGGAUCCGACACCCAGACCAUGCGGAAACGCUCCGACGAGUGUGGGCCAUACCCCAUUGCAGUAUGCCUGCUCGGCUGGAGCAAUCGAAUCCGUCCGUGCCAUGAUGCCUCAUUUCACAGAAAAGGAUGCCUGGCACGCCAUCGAGCACUCCAUCGCUAGCUCGAGGGAUCAACUGGUCGAGCUCGUGGUGACCUUCCCAGGGCUGUCGUUUGAUUCUGAUCGUGGACGCACUGCUCUGUUCCGAGCCAUCGAGAAGGUCAACUUUCCGAUCAUUCAGCUUCUACUAAAGAUGGGGUGCGAUCCCAAGUGGAAACCCAAGCGCUCCAACAUUAUUUACAUUUCACACCGGUGGAAGCCGGCCGAGUCUGCUCUCCUGGCUUUGACCAAGUCGCGCGAUCGCUUCCACACCCAUGACGCCGCAUCCGACGCUCUCCUCGAGAGGUGUCUCGAUCUGCUUCUGGACGCGGGUUGUACUGUUGAUAGCAGUGAGCUCAAGGCCUUCGUGACGAAAGGGCUACCCGGUGUGGAGAAGCUCCUGCAGCACGGAGGGAGUGUAGAGGCUGACACUCCUGGUGGCGAUACGCCGUUGCAUCAUUUUCGCCCCAAGAAGAGCUCGCAGCGCACACUCGACGCCUUAAUGCGCCACGGGGCUCAAUGGACAGUUGCGCGUAAAUCGGAUGGUAAAACCCCUCUGCACACCUGUCUUGAAGAUCACUACAGCCUCGAUGUUGAUCUACUGGCUCCAUAUAUUACGGACUGGAAUAUCCCCGAUGCCAACGGCAAUACUCCAUUGCAUCUCCUUCAAGAGCGAUCCGAGUCCAAUGUCAGAAAACUGGUAGAUCUGGGAGCGGAUCUCAGCCGUCGUAACCACGAGGGACAGACCCCUCUUCAUCUGUGCCGAAGUAAAUACGACAUAAAGGCUUUUGUGGCAGCCGGGGCUGAUGUUGAAUCGCGCGAUGCUAAAGGACGGACCAUUCUGCUGAUCAGCGUCCGUGAUGGCUAUGGCGAUGAGGAGAGAGUGAAGCAUCUGUUGGCCCACGGAGCCAAUGUCCAUGCUGUUGACUUUGAGGGUAACGGUGUCUUGAGCCAUGCUAUUCGAUCCAGAGAAGGUGGAAAGUUAUGGGAACCCCUCUUGAGCGCUGGAGCAGAUCCACUCGAGACAAACUACGGGGGAGACACGCUGUUCCACAGGUUUAUGGAUCGUUCCUCGAAGUUAUACCCCCAGAGCUCGAAUGAUGGAAUCCUGGAACGGCUGCUACAGCACAAGGAACUCAUCCCCACAGCACAGAAUCAUGCAGGGCAAACUAUCCUGCAUCUGCGCUGUCGCCAGCCGCCAAGGUUUGGCGGAAGCAAAAGCCUCCAUGAAGAGAACCUCAUUGAGCGAUUCCCAUCUAAGACAAUUGAGGCCCUUGUGGAAAUACCAGACAAUGAGGGCCGUAGACCGAUCCACGACGCAGUUGCAACCUCGGAGUAUUUGGUUGCCUGGCUCAUCGGCAAGGGCGCGACGCUCACGGCUCUCACGCAUGCCCAACAGAAUGUCCUCCACAUUGCUGCCAUAUCGAAGCAGAGCAAUACCUUGGGACUUCUCCUAGAAACUCUAACAAUUUCGCAAAGGGAGAUUCUGCUGGACCAACAGGAUAACCAGGGAAAGACUCCGCUAUUCUAUGCAUGUCUGUCAGGUCAUCUGGAAACCGUCUCGCUCCUAUUGGAAGCGGGCGCGGACGUACAGAUACCAGACAGCAACGGGGAAACUCCGCUGCAUGCCUGUGCUUACUUCAAGGCUGAUCCCUCUAUACCUGCACGCAAUCGACGCGAAUCUCCUGAUGCUGCUGUACACCAGCCAAGAGAAACAUUUGGCGUGGAUGGUGUGAUCACUGCGUUGAGGGCCCACGGGGCGAGCAUUGUUGUCCAUGAUAACCUGGGAAGAAACCCUUUGGAGAUGGCUGUAGAGUAUAGGAACGAGGCGAUGGUCGCGGCCCUGUUGGAGGACACCGAGCGAGAAAUGCUGCAAUCUGCUCCACAAGGACGUCCUCGUCGCAUUGGCCGCACAAGCCCCGAAGCCUUGGUCUUGGCCGCUCGUCAUACCAGCGAAGCCUCAGUUGUCGACAGCCUCUCUGCUCUGAAUCAUUAUGAUGCUGUUUCCACAUGUCGCCGGCUCAUGAAUGUCGGCGCACAUAAAGCAAUUGAAGAGAUGGCCAGUCGUGACCUGAGCCUGAUAAGGCCUGGACAGGACUCUCCCUAUUGCCGACCACCCGAAGACUUUCUUUACGACGUCGUGAACUGGGGACUUUGCGAGCUUUUUGAGACCCUGGGUAAAAUGAGGGGCGAAAAUAAGUGGAUUGAUGGUGUGCCAGGUGAACCGCGGGAGUCCAGGACCUUGGAGCCGUUUCUUCUCCAUGCAGUGCGACGAAAAACACCCAGUAUGGAUUUCCUGAAAGUCGUUGUUGAGACCUUUCAUGCGGAUAUCAAUAUCCAGAGCUUCAGAGAGGAAUACUACAAAGGGGGAAAUCGAGUCCUACCGUCUGCUACUGCAAUUGGCGUUCUUGCAGAGGGUGAUUACUGGUGGCAGACCGAAGGGGUCCGCUAUCUCCUGCAGCACGGGGCCAAUCCAGAUCUUUGUAAUGGAAAGGGCGAGUCACCACUACACAUCGCCCUCAAAGGCGGCUACCGUCGGGACCAGAUGGUCAAAAUUCUGUUAGAAGGCGGCGCUAACCCUAAUCUCGUGGACGAGGAAGGGAACACUCCACUAGGCCUGGCAGCGGGCAACGCCGAGCUUGUGCGUCUACUGCUGAGACAUGGAGCGAAUAUACACCAAGGAUCGAAUCCUAUACUGUUUUCUGCAAUCACCAAGCAGGAUGUCGAUACGGUUCGGGUCAUCUUGGAUGCGGGCAUCGACUGCAACAAACCAUUUACCGAUCCUCAGCCAUUGGCAGAGCAGGCCCAGCCAGAAGAACUGUCCGUCAGUGAGCAGGUUUACGGAGAAAGACGAUUUCGAGGGUUUUGGUUUGGAGAUGAGGAGAAGAAGAAAGAAAAGGACCUGCUUCUGUGUCGACCACUCCAUUAUGCCUGCCACGCGCGGUUUGAAGUUGUCGAGAGGAAGGACAAGGCGCAUGAGAUUGUGAAGCUUCUCUUGGCCCACGGCGCCAGCCCCUUCCUUUACACUAGCCCCGGGAACACGAAGGACAUUAUUAUACACGACGCCAUAUACCAGCGAGGGUUCUUCGAGCCCCUUCUUCAACAUCCGAAUCUCGAUUUAGACCAGCGAGAUGGCAAUGGCAGGACGCUUUUCCUUGCGGCAUGUUCAAAAAGAAAGCUGGAUAGUUUCGAUAGUCGAGGGACAAAAACCGGUCCGCCAGAAGCCAUUCGUCAACUGUGUGAGAUGGGUGCGGACAUGACAGCAACGGACAAUAACGGGGAUAGUGCUAUCCAUUUACUGCUCAGAGCAUCUCAAGAAGGGAACCAGUACGGCGACACAAAUAUUGAAGCCUGGAGCGAGCCGAUAUCAUUCGUGCUUGAUCGAAAGCCGGACCUGAUCAGACGACGAAACACCAAGGGAUACACCCCUUUCCAUACUGCUGCAGCCAACCAUGUAUUUUCCCUUGUUGACCUCCUCAUUGAGCGUGGCUCCAAUCCUCUCGAACCGGAUCCGAAUGGCAACACGAUCCUACACCAUCUCGCCACCUACAUGUAUAAGAACGAGCGUUCCGGAUUUUUACCACAAAUGGCGUCUUUCAUCUCACUGGGUCUGGACAUAAACGCCCGGAAUAACGAUGGCGAAACACCCUUGCUCAAGUAUAUAUCCUGCGCGAAAAGCGACCAUGGCGUCUUCAAACGGUUAUCAGUGAUUGACAAGUUCACCGACAUAGGCGCAGAUAUCUUUACGCAGAAUAAUGCCGGUGAGACUAUAUUGCACGUUAUUGCAGGUGCUACUCUCCCAGAGAGUGACGAAUUUUACGACUUUGAUCUGCGGUAUGUGAACAUCAAGGAGAGCACGAAGGAGGGUGCCUUCAAGUACUUCAUGGCCAAGGGGCUUGAUCCGUUCAAGGAGGACAAUAGACAACAAACGGCUGUGGACGUUGCGGCUGCGUGUGGGAAGGAGGGGAUCCUGGCCCUGUUUCAGACGGGCAAAGAGAAGCGGUUGAAUGUUGAUCCGGAUUAGUUGAUGAAACUAUGUUGCCCUAUUCCAUCAUCUACUGCAGUUCAGUCUUGCUAUAUUCCUCAAAUCUAUCUUGUUCAAUGCGAUUCAGAUGCCAAGGUUUGGUAAAUCGAGG